Lepisosteus oculatus (spotted gar) is the source of this 1061-nucleotide messenger RNA. The record is from RefSeq and is a predicted model, not a curated record. Lineage: Eukaryota; Metazoa; Chordata; Actinopteri; Semionotiformes; Lepisosteidae.
GUCCUGCUGGGCAGGGUCUGGACUGGGAAGAGCUCAGCAGGAAACACCAUCCUGGGCAGAGAGGAGUUUGACACCCGGAGACUGACGGAGGAGUGUGAGAAGAGGCAGGGCGAAGUGGCAGGCAGGCUGCUGACCGUGAUCGACACGCCGGGCUGGUAUUCCCUGCAGGACACGGCGGACUGGCUCAAGAAGGAAAUUGUGCGCAGCGUGUCCCUGUGCCCUCCUGGGCCUCACUCUUUCCUCCUGACCAUUCCCCUGGCCCCAUUCACGGAGCAGGACCGGAGAGCCGUGGAGGAGCACCUGGGGCUUCUGGGAGACCGGGUCUGGAGACACACGCUAGUGCUGUUCACCUGGGGGGACGGCAAGGGGGGCACAGGCCUUGAGCAGGCAAUAAAGAGAGGAGGGGAAGACCUCCAGCGGCUGGUGGAGAAAUGUGGGAACAGGGUUCAUGUUCUCCACAAUAACAACACAGGCGACCGCGGUCAGGUCACAGAGCUCCUGGAGAAAAUCGAGGCCUUGGUGGCCGGGAGCCCUGACGCGUUUUUCCUGGGGAGCGACGGAAGGAUCACACAGGAGGAACAGGAGAAGAAGCAGAGGGAUCAGGAAGGAGGGAGAGAAGAAGCAUCAGAGGGCAAUGAAAAAAUAGCUGAAAGAGCACUGAAGGAAGAGACCCAGGAGAAAAAGCCCAAGCUGCCAGUGAGGAAGAAAAACAGCAUUGAGCACCCGCUAAACUUGUCCAGAAGCCAAGGAAGAGAUCCAGUGGGAGAAAGGGAAGCUCCAGCAGAGACAGAAGAACUGAAGGAUGGGAUGGGAAAUAUUAUGAAGGAUCCAGAGCUGGAGAAAGAGAAAGAGGAAACCUGACUUCCUCUCAACAGGAUGGACAGAAGUCACUGAUCUUCCUACCUUUUCAUCUGGAAAUAUGAGAACGUGCUUUUACACACGAGAGAGGCCAUUUGGCCCAUCAGACCUGUUUAUUAGUUAGUAGUUAAUUGUUCCCAGGAUUAUAUCCCACUGUUUCUUGAAAGAAGCCAGAGAAUGGACUUUGAGAGCAGGGAUUGGCA